AUGAGUAGGAACUUUAAAUUAGUAGGAGAGAUAGAAAAUCAAACCAAAAUAAAAUUAGCAAAGUUUUCAGGAUAGAAUAGCAGAUUAUUUACAUUCGUUGAUGAUAUCAAUUAGAUUUUCAUAAACAAGAUUGAAUUUUCAAAAAAUUUAAGUGAGUUGGGUAUAUAGAAUCCAUUUAAUAAACAAUUUGGAAUAAGUCAGAAUGAGAUUUCAUCAAUAAUAUUUUCAUAGUCUGAAAACGAAUUAGUAAAUGGGUCUAAUAAAGGAAUAUUAACUUAUUGGGAUAUAUCUACAUAAAAAAUUAUACAAAAUAUAAAAGGACAUUUAUCUGGCAUUAGUUGUUUGAGUGUAUUUCCAAAUGAUAAUAAUUUAUUGAUAUCUGGAGGAAUGGAUAGUUAGAUAAAGAUUUGGGAUUCAAGACAGUAAAAUAAUGGAUUGACAUUACGAUCUCACAAAUUAUCAAUAAAUAGUAUGAUGGUAUCUAAAGAUGGGAAAUUAUUGGCUUCAGGAUCAAAUGAUGGAAGUGUAAAGAUUUGGGAAAUGAAUACUUAAAAAGUAUUGGCAUCAUUUAAUGAAUCAGAUUGGCCUAUAUGCUGCGUUUAAUUUAAUCCUGUUGAUAAGGCUGUUGCUGCAUCCUCAGAUGAUGGUUGUAUCAGAUAUUGGGAUGUUGAUAGAUUGAGUCUAAUAUCUCAAACAAUCCCAGACAAAUAAUGUAUUUAUCAGAUAAAGUUUUGCGAAAAUGGUCAAUAGUUAUUUUCAGCCUAAAACUUCUCCUUAAAAGUUUGGGAUAUGGAAAGAGAUGGCUUAUUAUUAGAUUAUAUUGAUAGUCAAUGGAAAUGUAUUUUAGAUUUAAAUGUUUUUGAUAACAAAGAUAUAAUUGGGUUAACAACCUAAAAUUCUACAGGUUUAAGUAUAUUUGGUACAAAGAUGAACAAUAUCAACAAUGAAAAACACAUAUAUCGAAAUCAUAGUGAGAAGGUGCAGGGAUGUUAAAUUAGUGAUCACGGUUAUGAAAGACAUAGUGUAAAUGUAUUGAAACCAAAAAACACUCAUAUACAGAGUUAUGGAAAUAUAUUAGAAGAAUAAGGCUUUUAAUUGUGUAGUAAUAAUUCAAACAAAUUUUUACCGACAAGCCAAAUUGCUUAGAGAAUUAAUUAUGAAAGUGUUAUUUAAGAGGAGGACAUGAAAUAAAGUUGCUUGGAUUUAAUAAUAAGUCAUGAUGAGGUUAAUUUGUCUAGUUUUGUCAUUGACGAUUCAAAUAAAUAAAAAUUUAAAUAAAUGGAUUAAAUCAAUGACAUUUCAAAAGAUCAUAGUAAAGUUAUUUAAAUAUUAAAUUAAAGAAUCAAUUAUAUGAAACCCAUUAUGCAUUGGUGGAGUAAUAAUAAUAUAAAAUCUGCAGUAAAUGCGAUCAAUUAAUUAAGCGAACCUUCCAUUUUAUUUGAUGCAUUAUUGAUGUGUGCUUAAAGUACAAAGUUCAAAUCCAUUCCUAUGGAACAACUACCUUAGCUUUUAGAAAAAUGCAAAAUUUUAAUAGACUCAAAAUACUUGUCUCAUAUUAGAGGAGGUCUACUGUUUUGUUAUAGAACAUUCACUACUUAUAGAGACGAUAUUCAAACCAUCAAGAGUUUUAAUUAGAUGUCUAAAGUAGAUUUGAGUAGAGAAGAGAGAAUUGCAAAAUACGAUAAAAUAGUGGAACAAUUAAAACAAAUUGUUUAAAUGUCUAAAUUGACCAAAUUAAUUGAGAGAAAUAAAAUGGAAGUUAGUGAAUUAGCGAAAAAGUUACAAAUAGAGAUGCUAAGUUUGCUUAAAAGAAUUAAUUAAUAAUGA
Molecule: messenger RNA, 1827 nt
Organism: Paramecium tetraurelia
Lineage: Eukaryota; Ciliophora; Oligohymenophorea; Peniculida; Parameciidae
Exons: 4
Biological process (GO): microtubule depolymerization
Cellular component (GO): katanin complex
Molecular function (GO): microtubule binding
Source: RefSeq, a predicted model, not a curated record